Molecule: messenger RNA, 1905 nt
Organism: Agelaius phoeniceus (red-winged blackbird)
Lineage: Eukaryota; Metazoa; Chordata; Aves; Passeriformes; Icteridae
Source: RefSeq, a predicted model, not a curated record
GUGCAGACCCACCUGGAGAACCCCACCCGGUACCACCUGCGGGCGGCGCAGCGGCAGCAGCUGCGCCAGUACCUGAGCCACGCCCACCGGGGGGCGGGGCCGGCAGCCCCCGCAGCCCCUCCCCCCCCCGGGCCCGGGCCCUCCCCCACCCAGGGCCCCCCCCGAGCCCCCCUGAGCCCCCCCCAGGCGCUGCUGCACCACGAGAAGGAGAUCGAUGACGUCAUCGAUGAGAUCAUCAGCCUGGAGUCGAGCUACGAGGACCUGCUGGGCCUGGAGGGGCCCCUCCCCCUGCCCAGCACGGUCCCCGCCCCCGGGCCCCUCCUGGAGGUUUUCAGCCCCGCCCAGGGCGGGAGCAGCUCCUGCCCGGCCGAGCUGCCCCGGGUCAAGGCCGAGCUCUCAGAAUCGGAGGCCAAGGCACUGCUGAAGGAGAGGCAGAAAAAGGACAACCACAACCUCAUCGAGCGGCGCCGGCGCUUCAACAUCAACGACCGGAUCAAAGAAUUGGGGACCCUGAUCCCCAAAAACAGCGACCCGGAGAUGCGCUGGAACAAGGGCACGAUCCUGAAGGCCUCGGUCGAUUACAUCCGCAAGCUGCAGAAGGAGACGCAGCGAGCGCGGGAGCUGGAGCUGCAGCAGCAGCGCCUGGAGCAGCAGAACCGCAGCCUGCAGCUCCGGGUGCAGGAACUGGAGCUCCAGGCCCAAAUCCACGGGCUCCCCCUGACCCCCGCCAUGGCCGAGGGCGGCUGCGAGGAGCCCUCGGGAGGGGGUCCCCCCUUUCCCCCCUCCACCCCCCAGUGCCUGCUGGAGCUGCCCCCGGGGCUGGCGCUGCCCCUGGCGCUGGGGGGCCCCGAGGGGACCCUCGAGGACAUCCUGAUGGACGAUGGGGGGGCGCUGUCCCCGCUCGGCCCCCCCGGCGCCCUCCUGGCCUCACCGGGCCCCUCAAGAGCCUCCAGCCCCCGCAGCAGCCUCAGCAUGGAGGACGAGCCCUGAGAAGAGCCCGGCCCUGGGGGGGAUUUUUAGGGACCCCUCCCCAUCUUUUCGGGACCCCCUGCCCUCCCUGAGGUGUUCUGGGUGGGCCCCACCGGGCGCCGUUUGAAGAGUCUUAAAGCGGGCGGGUGCUUUCUAGUGGAGGCCCCGCCCCCUGAAGGGGUGUUGCCCUUUUAAGGCACCCCGUGUGGGACCCCCUCUCUUAAAGGGGCUCGGCCGGGUGUGGCUCGUUGGAAGGGAGGGGGCUGCCCCCUGUAUGUGUGGCCCCUUUAAGGCGCUGGCGUCGGGCCCCACCUGGGCGUGGCCCUUUGAAGGUGCCGCAAAAAGCCCCGCCCUUCCGUGAGGCCACGCCCACUUCCCGGAUCACCCAAUCAGAGGGCUCCCGGGGGCUGGGCCCUCGCACGGUGUGUGUGCGUGGAUGUGCGGACCAAUCGUGACACAAAGUAGUCCCACUCAGAGCUAAGAGUGUGGAAGGCGAAAACGCGGAGGCACAUUUGGGAUGGGUUGUGUGGAGGGGACUCGCGGUGAUGCGGCCGUGCCGGGUCCUCAAGCUCCGGCAGAAGGAGAGACGCGGAAGGAUACACGCAAGGCGCUGCAGUUUUCACCUCCUGUGGUGCCGUGCACAGCCCCGGUGGCGGCGGAAGCGGCGUGCCCGGGCACAGGGAUGCCGGCUGUGGCCGGACAGCGGCACGCAGCGGCUCGGAACCGGGACCGAGCUCUACCAAAGCUGCAGCCAAAGCAGUGGGGGGGUGGUGGCGGGGCCGUGGAGAGAGAGAACUGCGCAUGCGUGCGGCUGAUCCCGGAAGCGGCGCUGUGCUUGCAUGGGUCGGCGCGGAGGGAUAUCGCUCGUGGGGGGGGUGUAGCAACUGCGCAUGCGCGGGCAGCCAUCUUGGUGGACGGGCGCGGGAGGCGGCGGGG